UGCUUCCCCCAUCUCUCGUUUUCUCACUUGGCACGACGGAGUUGCGGCAAAAGCAGCAGCGGAGCUUAGGGGCAGUAAUGGAGGAUUAGGGUUUCGGAAGCCCCGAGGCCUGGGUCCCCAUGGCUGGCCCCUGGCGCUGUCUGCAUCGGCCGCCGUUGACCGUUCCCUCGCUGCCGACACUGAUUUAUAGGCGUAGGGCUCCCGUAGCCGCCGCCUUUAUCUCUCCCUCUUUAGCUCCGAGUUUGCGCGGGAUCCAGCUGCGGCCUUCUCCUGACGCUGCGAGGAAGAAAUGGAGAUUGGGUCAGGUUCAGUGUUUUAUACACGAAGAGGAGAGAAAGAAGUCUUUGGAGAAUGGUGGCUUCAUGGGCGUAAAUCCAUCUCAGGAAUUGGAAAAUGAUAAAUUGGAUGAUAAGGAUUGGAUUUCGAAGAUUAGAAAGGUAGUAGACAGAAACUUCGUGCUAGAUGGUGAACCUUGGGCGGUACCAUGGACUGGAGAAACCAUUGUCCAGGUCAUGCUUCUUUGGAUUUUGUCAUUCUGGUUUGUUGGGUCCUGGAUUGUUCCAUUUGUAGCCCAUGCAGCUGGUUUCAACAAAAGCUCGUUAACACUUCGUGGCCAAGCUCUGUACAGCCUCCUGACUGAUCUAGCUGAAGGCUUGGCUGGAAUUGCCAUUCUCCACCGAUGCCUCGCAAGAUUUUACCCUCUUCCACCUGGCUGGUUCAUUUUCAGGCUCAAAGGAAGCUGGCAUCUUGAUGUUGGUUUGGGUUGCCUCCUGUUUCCGCUGGUCAACUUUCUUUCUCGGGUCAACUUGAAUCUCGUCCCUUCUAUCCCAACCCCACCAAUGGGGGUUUCGAGUGUGGAGCAAUCAAUAAUAGCUCGUGAUCCUGUGGCCAUGGCUCUAUAUGCAAUGGUUGUUUCAAUUUGUGCACCAGUGUGGGAGGAAAUUGUAUUCCGUGGCUUCCUUCUCCCGUCGCUUACCAGGUACAUGUCCCUAUGGAGCUCUAUUUUGGUGAGUGCGCUUGCAUUUGCUCUGGUGCAUUUUAAUGCUCAAAGACUGCUGCCACUUAUUUGCCUUGGGGUGGUAAUGGGGAUCGUGUUUGCACGGUCUAGGAACUUGUUGGCUUCCAUGUUACUUCAUAGCCUGUGGAAUGGUUUCGUCUUUCUGGAUCUGAUGAAAUGAGUAAGACCUUGUUUUCAUUCAGCUCAACUUUUUCCAGCAUCUCCAGAUAGUACAAGUUAAUUGAUGUUUCAAUGAGGAGCACCCAAAAUUAUCAUCAUAUAUAUUACUCAGAAUUCUGCCUCAAUCACCAUCUAGUGGUUAGUGCCUAGAUAAAUACUAAUUCCCAGCUGUCAAGUAGAAGAAAUUGUGGGUUUAAGCAUUUGAGUUCCAAUUUGUGACACUGAUAUUGGAGUAGCAAUGGUCUUUCAAUGCUGGCAAUCAGAUUUGAAGUGAGUAUGCUUGUCCUGUGUAUUUUAGGAUAGCCUGUGUCCUGUUUAUGUAUGAUCUUCUAGUUGGUAUACUAAAGAUAUGCUGUUGGUUCUGAUACAUAGCAUGCUUCCUAUUCUUAGUCUUGUUAUUGAUAUGAACUUGUACAAUUUCAGAAAAUAAUACUUUUCUUCUUUUGUUGAAUAAUCAAUUCCAUUUGAUAAAUACAGAAGGGGAUUUGAACAUUGAAGAUAUCAUUUGGAUGUAA
Dioscorea cayenensis subsp. rotundata (Guinea yam) is the source of this 1692-nucleotide messenger RNA. RefSeq lists its product as uncharacterized. Gene Ontology annotation, molecular function: metalloendopeptidase activity. The transcript is spliced from 4 exons. Gene Ontology annotation, biological process: CAAX-box protein processing. Gene Ontology annotation, cellular component: membrane. The coding region runs from base 120 to 1178 and encodes 352 amino acids. The record is from RefSeq and is a predicted model, not a curated record. NCBI's taxonomy places the organism in Eukaryota, Viridiplantae, Streptophyta, Magnoliopsida, Dioscoreales, Dioscoreaceae.